Messenger RNA from Hipposideros armiger (great roundleaf bat), 1412 nucleotides. RefSeq names its product calcium voltage-gated channel auxiliary subunit beta 4 (gene CACNB4). The coding region runs from base 93 to 1256 and encodes 387 amino acids. Gene Ontology annotation, molecular function: protein binding; voltage-gated calcium channel activity. Gene Ontology annotation, cellular component: voltage-gated calcium channel complex. The transcript has 11 exons. Gene Ontology annotation, biological process: calcium ion transmembrane transport. The record is from RefSeq and is a predicted model, not a curated record. Lineage: Eukaryota; Metazoa; Chordata; Mammalia; Chiroptera; Hipposideridae.
CUGGUCGGGUCUCUGCUCUCCCGCUCCGGAGCCCGCAGCCAGCCCCAGCGGAUGCCGGGGACUCGGACCCCGCACCCUGAGAGUCUUUGUUAAUGGAUGUGGUGGCCCGAGGCACCACGACCCGAAGGAGCAGGUUGAAAAGAUCCGAUGGCAGCACCACUUCGACCAGCUUCAUCCUCAGACAGGGUUCAGCAGAUUCCUACACGAGCAGGCCGUCGGACUCGGAUGUCUCUUUGGAAGAGGACAGGGAAGCGAUUCGGCAGGAGAGAGAGCAGCAAGCCGCUAUCCAGCUUGAGAGAGCAAAGACCAAACCUGUCGCCUUCGCUGUGAAAACGAACGUGAGUUACUGUGGAGCCCUGGAUGAGGAUGUGCCUGUUCCUAGCACAGCCAUCUCCUUUGAUGCCAAGGACUUUCUACACAUUAAAGAGGUAAAUGUAGGGCACUCUGUGUCCCUUAACCUCCCACGGGGAGAAGGAGAGAUCGAUGGGAAAGGAGAGCGAGGCAAAGGAGGAAAGUUUUUGAGUAGGCAAGAAGGGAAAUCCAGUGGAAAUUCCUCUUCAAGUCUUGGAGAAAUGGUAUCAGGGACAUUUCGAGCAACGCCCACGUCAACAGCAAAGCAGAAGCAAAAAGUGACGGAGCACAUCCCUCCUUACGAUGUUGUGCCAUCCAUGCGUCCGGUGGUGUUAGUGGGGCCGUCUCUGAAGGGUUAUGAGGUUUUACAGAGGUUGAUUAAAUCUAGAGGAAAGUCCCAAAGUAAACACUUAAAUGUGCAACUGGUGGCAGCUGAUAAACUGGCACAGUGUCCCCCAGAAAUGUUUGAUGUUAUAUUAGAUGAAAACCAGCUGGAGGAUGCAUGUGAACACCUGGGAGAAUAUCUCGAGGCAUACUGGCGUGCCACCCACACAACCAGUAGCACCCCAAUGACCCCACUGCUCGGAAGGAAUUUGGGCUCAACAGCACUCUCACCCUAUCCCACAGCAAUUUCUGGGUUACAGAGUCAGCGCACGAGGCACAGCAACCACUCCACAGAGAACUCUCCAAUUGAAAGACGAAGUCUAAUGACCUCCGAUGAAAAUUAUCACAAUGAAAGGGCUCGGAAGAGUAGGAACCGCUUGUCUUCCAGUUCCCAGCACAGCCGAGAUCAUUACCCUCUUGUGGAAGAAGAUUACCCCGACUCCUACCAGGACACUUACAAACCCCACAGGAACCGAGGAUCGCCUGGAGGUUACAGCCAUGACUCCCGGCACCGGCUUUGAGUCCGCAGAAACAGACAAAAAAAUUCAUCUGUUGACAAUUUGCCAUAGCACUGCUAGGAUAAACUAAUCAUCUUAACUUGGCAAGUACAGCGCAGUAUUUACUGUGCUUAUGGGCUGCUGUCAUUUGAUGCUAAGUAAGGGCCAAAAAAAAAAAAA